AUGGAUCUUGCCAGGCAGAAACGGAAGGAGGAUAUAAACAGAGAUCUGGCAUUUAUACAGUAAGAUGUCGUCUUCUUCUUUUUAUUCCUCUGUAGUCUGAUGGAAAGUGAAACUUGCUCACACUCUGAAUGACUCACAUCCUUCAUCACAUUGCUGUGACUCUGUACAUUUAAUAAUAACUAUGUUUAUGUGUUAUGUUCCAGGUCUACAUUGGCUUAUCCAGAGCCGGAUGGAUACCAGGUACUCUGUUAUUAAAAAAACAAACUGUUUUGUCUUGCCCUGAUGGUUUCAUGCAUAUUGUAAUGUAUCAACUUUUGUGGCUGAAUUGACUGGCUUCUCACUGGACUUUUUUUCCUGUCUCUUAAUUCAGCCCUAAAGUUGAUUUCUGUCACAGUAAUCUCAAUUGAGUGUGGCUAUUGCCUACACUAAAACAUCUCAACUGACUGGGUGUUUUUAUCAUGUUUGACAUGAUAUAAAGAGAUCACUUUAGGACCAUUUUGCACAGAGGAAUGUUUACAAUAACCAACAUUUCUCAACAUGAAUGCCAGAAUGAUUUAUUGUGUAAAGACAGACCAAGGAAAUCUGAAUUUUUUUAAAUUCAUUAGACAAAUAACAUAUUUUUCAUUUUGAGAGGAGUUGGAUGUUUGGAAGUAGACACACUGAUCUCAGGACAGGCAUAAAAACAUAAAAAUCCUUACUUAUUGUUCGAAUCUCCACAACCUCUGUAGAAGUUUAUCUAAUUUGAAAUGUGAAGAACUAAAAAAUCUUUCCCUGUUUCUAAUGAUCAUCUUGAAAUUACUGUACAAGUGUGUUCUCUGUUCAACCAUGCCCAGCAGAAAAACUCAUAAAAGUCUGAUGAAUAAAUCAGACUUGGACUUAUUUGAUUUAUUACCUCUGCCAAGGAGGUUAUGUUUUCGGUAGCGUUGGUUUGUUUGUCUGUGAACAACUUUACAGAGAAAGUUACAGAUGGAUUGACCUGAAAUUUUCACCAGAGGUGCGUCUCAGCCCCAGGAGAAUCCCAUUACAUUUUGGUGGUGUUCUGGAUCGCCUUCUGGAUCCAAUAAUUUUUUGAAGGUUCUUUAUCAUUGUGAGAUACGGCAAAUUUGGGAAUUUUUGCAUUUAACUCUAUAAAAAUGGCCAGAGUCUUUAGUAAAAAAAUUACACUAAAGGAUCUCAAUGAAUUUUAUGAGGUGUCAAAGGUUGAUCCUGAUCCAGACAAAGUUCCGGAUACUGUGAUCCAGAACACACAAAAAUAAGGGUGUCGUUGGAAUUUUCAAUGCUGAAAGAUAACCAAUGAAGAUACAAGGAAGUGUACGCUUACAAAUAUUGCAUAAUAAAUCAUGCAUUUAUGUAUCUAAUAUGAGCUUUGUUGUUUUAGGAACAUUAUGAACAGUGAACAUACCAGUUUAAACACAAAUAAAAGUUAAUAAAAGACACGUAACAGUAAAAGUUUUGGUGUAAAUCACAGUAUAAUGGGGAACAUGAGCUGCUUGGCGGAGGUCUGCGCUCUCUGAGUGCUUUUCUAGUUUUAUAAAUGUAUUCUUAUGAGUUUAUAUUUUACCAUUUUUGAGGUGUAUUUUGUGGAUUGGUUAAACCGAAAUGCAGUUUUAUAAACCUGUUUUAUAACUCGCAAGAGCUGUGAUCAACAUUGUAUUUGAUGGCUGUUGAAAUCCUGCUAAAACAGGUCAUAAAUGAUCUAGAAUCACCAUCCUGGGAAAACUGGGGUUUUUUAGUUAUUAUCAAGUUCAGAGUUUUUGAAAAAACCACGUCAUUUUAUUUCCUCUCUUCAGGACUUCCUGACCCAGUUGGUGUUCAACCUCCUGGAGGAGGGAAACGCCUUAUUCAGAGACAGAAACUGGGAGCAGGCGGUGAAAAUGUUCACUGAAGGUUUGAAUGUUGCAGACUACGCUGUCACAGAGGAGCUCCACAUCCCUCAGGUGUUACUGGAGAGUCUGUAUGUCAACAGAGCUGCUGUCUACCACAGUAUGGUGAGUUACACAGGUCCACUGCGGCUCAGGCAGGCACUUUAAAAGAUGGAGACAGCCAACUGAUAAAUGCUUUUCCACACCCAAACCUGAUCUGUGUAUGACUCAGUCAGCUUUGGCAGAUUGUAAAAGGUCAAAGUUGUUUUUCAACCACCUCUAAUAUUAGAUUAACGAUAUUCAUUACCAAGAGAAAACCAGUUUUGAUUUAUACGUUUCAGGCUGCUUUCUGAUAAUGAUUACAAAUAUCUCAGUAUGAGGCGCUUCUCUAACAGCAGAUGUUGACUGGUUUCACUUUCUUUUAUGGCUGAUGAUGUGAAGUUCCUAUGAGGAAUUUUUUGACUUCUAUAAAAUUAAUUGUAAUGGCUCUUUAUGAUAUCCAAAAGCAAACAAGGCCAUUGGUGACAGAACUGCUGGUUCUUGUAUCCAAAUUUUAAUGGCUGAAACCGUUGUGAAUGGGUAGGUGACAGUGAUGUGUCUCAGUUCUCUAGGUGAUGUAUGCUGAAGCUGCCCCUCAGGGGGUCCUGACCUCUGUCGGGCUCUACAAUAGACACUAUUAGCUUUGUUCUAAUUGGCUUGGCUGAGUUUAAGUGUAGAGCCAUCGAUGAAGAAACAGCAGUCAGGUUCAAAUCAUGAGAUGAGGCUGUCCAAGUUGCAUCCAAGAUACUUUAUUCAGCAUGCAAAUGAACGAAGUCGGUGAGAAUGAACUCUGCAGAAUCCAGACUGAGGUAACAAAGAUAUAUAGCACUUCACAGUAGGCAUUUACUUCUUAUAGUACCAACCCUUUUUUCUCUAUAUAAGUUCUAAUAGCUUUGUUUCUAAUAGUGUCUGGGCAAGGCUGAUGAGGUGAAGCCCCUCCCUGAUGAGCUCAGCCAACAGGUUGUUUUUUUUCUAAUGGUGUCUUUAAAACCCUAUUAAAUAUAAACAAUAUGAGGCCCUUUGAUAAGGCCUCAGGGUGCUUUCCAUACAUACCUUAUCAUCAGCAGGGAUGCAAAUGUCAAGAUAUUCUUCUGUGGCUUAUGUGACUGGGUCACACAAACUAUGAUCAUUAAAAUGCCAUUAUCAGGUCCCUGUGACCAUCAAGACUGAUGGUGUGUGGUCACAUGCACAUUUCCUGUAAACAUACAUUGAACAGGCUUCAGUCAUACAGAUGCUCCCCGUGGGCAUACAUCGAUCUUAUCCUAAUAAGGAGGUCAUACUCGGAAUAGUAUCCAGCAAGAAUGCCCCAUAAGUUCACAUGUUCAGGAGGGUGACCCUAGGCCUUAUAACAACAUAUUACAUGAAUUUAGAAUAGCUAGGCACAGGUUGUCCAAGAGAAGAUACAGAACUUCAUCAAAAAAUGACUCCACACCAGCCAAGCAGCCAAACCCACAUAACCCUGUUUUUACAAUUUUAUUAUAAAAUAUUCAAAAGAAAUGACACAUUUGACUGUCAAAAGUCUCUACUCAAGCAUGUUAAGGACAAAGGAAGUAAAAACUGCUUUGUCCACAGAAAGUAUUUACAGGAAUCAAGUCGACCAGUUUCUGAUGAAAUGUCCCAUCGUCGCCUGAUGUAGGAUUUCUGUUGCUGAACACUUCAGAGUCUCUCUUGUUGUAUUUUAUUUUCCAUGAUGCAGCAAAUGUUUUCAUUGGGUGAUUAGUGUGGACUGCAGGCAGACUGGUUUAGCACCCAGACCCUAUUACUACAGAGCCAUGCUGUUGUAAUAUGUGCCGAAUAAUUCAUGGCACUGUCUUUGUGAAAUAUGAAGGUCUGCCCUGAAAAAAAAUGGCAGCAUGUGUUUUCUCAAAACCUGUUCUUUGUAGUUCAGCAUUUAUGGUACCUUCUCAGAUAACUAUGGGAUGGCCUUUUUUUUAUACCCAGUCAUAUUUAUAACCUGUUGAAAAUGUAUCUCAAUAAACUGAGAGAUGUUACUUCAGGUGUUUAUUUUGAGAAAACAUUUUCAGAGAUUUUCCCCGUGUUUUUGAAACAUGCUGCCAGUAUCAACUUUGAAAUGACGGUACAUAAAAACAAACAAAAAAUUUAAAUUUUUACAUUUCAUUUGAUGUCUGUGUGGUAUCUUCAAUAAAUUUAGGCUUAAAUGAUUUUUAAAAAUCUAAAUCUGUUUUUUGUCAACAUUUUACACAGUUUCACCACCUGAAAAAAGUUUUCUCAAGUUAUUAUGAAGGACAUCAUGACCUGCAGUGCCUUUAAAAGUGUCAUGAUCCAGAGUCUGAAUGAAACUUUGUCUAAACUUGAAGAGUUGUGUUACAUUCCAGUGAGUCUCACCACCAACACACUGUUUCGCUCUCACAGAGUCUGGCCUUCAUCAGUACGAUAAGAACCUUUGGGAGUUCAGGUUCAAGGAGAGGCUGACGUGUGUCUGUGGGACUCAGUGUAAGACCUUCAGUGGCGGGUAGAGGGGAAACAGAGUAACGACUAUAGGAUAAUAAGUCAUAACAGAGAGCUACAGAGACUAUUUUACUGAGAAACACUUUUAUUAUUUAAGGACUUCUGUCAAAAUAAGAACCAUGAUUGGUUAUCUGCUCUAAUCCUUUCUUUACAAACUGCUGUUUACCUCUCUGAUUCUCUUAUCCGUCAAUCACGGGGUACAACUUAUUUAACUUACAAAACUAGUUGUACAGUACAGAAAACUCGAGCCUUUAAACUAUGACGUAAACUAUUUAUCUGAAAAAGACAAAAAAAAUUAAAAACAUAAAGCUCAUAGAAGACCACAUGUCAAAAACACAAUUUUAGUCCUCUGUGAAAUUAUAUAUAAGUACAGACACCAGCAGCUCUAUAGAUCGCCUCGACUUUUUGCGCAGAUAUUCACAGUCCCCUGAGGAUGAAUCUUUGACUUUAUUCAAAAAAAGCCUUGCGUGGCUUUUGUUCAAAUGAGACUAAAAGAUACCGCCCACUUCACACUAAUAAACAGUUCCCACAAAGUGUAUAAAAAAUGUUUGUAGAUUCAUGGUCCCAGGAGGAUAAAUCUUCAUGAUUAUUUUUUCAAACCCUUAUUAUUGCGUGGUAAAACUGGAGGUUGAAACUCUUCUGUUCAUGGUAUUGCAUUGACUGAAUUGCCUUGAACUCUGUAGAUACUCAUGGCUCCAAGAGGAUGAACCAUACUUGCUUUUAUGAUCGCUGAUUUCUCGCUGGCCCCGCCUUGAUGAUGAUAUUUAUGUUAGAAUUAAAAAUAAGAUGUCCAAAUAGCUUCAGGAUUGUAUAACGCUGACAAAAUGUUGGUAUGCAGACACUCAAGUUGAUUUGAUUGAUUUUAAAACAACAUUAAAUUUAUUAACUUGGGAAUAAUUGUUAGUCUCGUCUGGUUUUUGUCCCAGCGAGAAUGUUAAGGGUUAACGUUGCCGUCCAAAGGUCUGUGACAUGCAGUCGUCCUUAACUGUCUGGCCAAGCUAAAUGUUGACUGACAGUCAACACAGAGUCGUCCUUGCUAACUCAUGGUAUUUAGAAAAUAACACAGUAAUUCAUAUUCUUUGCUACUUAAUUAAAAAUGUAAAACUCAAGUUAAAAGACAGAAACUGUCCAGGAAACAAAGUUCAUGAACUAUAUUUCUAUUUUUGUACACACACACACACGAAAAGGUUUCUCCCUGGCUUACCUCAUAUCUGAAUAGAGAUGUUUCUCUUAAAAACAACAACAGACUUGAUUUAUUACCUGUAAGGAAUGUGACCCUUUGUAAAUUACUCUGAUGUAUUUAUUAUCAGCACCAGACCACACAGCUUAAACCCACAUACCAGAGAGCGGUGAAGUUGUAAACAUUGUACCAGAUUCAGUUUGAUGUCCCUUUUCUAAGCUGUUGAAACCAUGCCUUUAGUUCUAUCUCUGUUUUUCCACAGGGGGAAUAUGAUCGUGGCGUGGUAGACUGUGACAACGCUCUGGAUGUGUGUAAAGAAAGCCACAAAGCACUGUACAGGAAGGCUCUGUGUUUGAAGGAGCUCGGGAAACACAGGGAGGCCUACAACUGCACCACCCACCCUCUACUCGUCAGUCGUCCGGUGAGAUGGGUCAAAGAAAUUACCAUCAAUGUAACACUUUUACAGAAUCAUCCUUUAAAAUCUUUGAGUGAUGGCUUGGUAUUAAAGUGAAAAAAGUCGUAAGAAAUAGAGCCUGUGUCCACUAAGGGGGUUCAGCGCUCAUUUCUGUUGAAAACUCAUGCAGUUGAUUAUCAGUGCUGAGCUUCCUAAGUGAAAUAGAUAAUUGAACUGAGGAAAUAGUUUUAGGGGCUGCAUCUAUUAACAAUGUUUUUGCACAGGAAGCACCUGCAACUUCAGUUUCAGGGUGUUUCCUUUUGUACUGAUGCAAGAUCACAAAGUUGUUUCCAGGUUUUUAACUUCCUAUUAGUGGCUGUUUAGUGAUUUAAAUGGCUUUUUGUGGUGUGCCACUGGCCUGAUGGUUGAAAGUGUGCACCUUAUAUACCCAAGGUUAUGCCUCAACUAGAUGACCUCGAUUUGAUUACAGUCUGUGACUCCUUUCCUCCCCUGCUCUAUACUCCCAUUUCCUGCUCUAUCCACUGUCCAGUAAAGACACAAACUGCCCAAAAGAUUAAAAAAAAGUUUUUUAUUUUUAAAUCCACAUGCUUUAUAUUUGUCUUUAGUCUCAGGAACUGCACAAAAAAAUGCUAAAACAAGGAAAAUGAUUGGUCCUCUGGCCUUAGCAGCCAUGAGCUGCUUGAGUCUGAGGGAGCGAGUGUCUCUGAAUGUUUGAAAUAGCAGAUUCAUGGUGUUGGAGGAAGAUGUGUUAGGUUGGAGAUGCUUUAAGUGAUGAUUUUCAGUUUUAUUCAGAAGAUUUUGAUGUGUAGGUAAACCUACCUGUGAACUUGGAAUAGUGCUGAUGCUGAUCUUGGUCUUCAGGACUCUCUUGUAAAAUAGAUUUUAAUUUCAUUAAGGCUUUCCUGGUAAAAUAUAUAUCUCUUUUUAAUCAUAAGUCCUACCCUGGAUUCAAAGUAGACCUUGUUUGGUUGAAGUUUAUUUUUGUAUUGGUCAAGUAAAGAAUAUUUCAAGUCAGUGCUGUAAAUUCGUUCAUUAAUCAUGGUCAUUUUUUUCUUGUUCGACAGGACACAAAGGUGAACGAGCUCGCUCAGGAGCUUGCUGCCAAACUUGGGCUCAAAGUCAGAAAACCUUAUGUCGGUGCAAAGGUGAGAGGAAUGUGUUUUAUCUGGAUUUUGUUCUUUUUGGAGAAUUUUCUUUGUUUUCAGCUCUGUAAUGGUCUAAUACAGACAAAGAAGGGGCAUUGACGAAAUCCUAAAUGUUUUACUCUAAGUUUGAGCAAAAUUUUUCUUACACAAAGUUUCUCAGUCAGUGUGUUGGAUGUGUUUUAAUCACUGCAUCGUUUUUUUCUGUCCUAGGAAGACUCGCUGAUCACGAGAACUGUUUCAAAUGGAAAAAUAAAAGCUGAAGCCAUCAAGGCAAGUUCAGAUCAAAUUCCCAAAACCAACUCAAGACAUUUCAGCAAACUCAUUCUGAUUUCUUCAUUUUGAUAAAUGCUGCUUGCUUUUUGGUUCAUCAAAUCUUUCCUCCUGUUUAAACUCUUUCAGGUUGUAACUUGUCGGCACUUGGUUGUAUCAUCCUAAUGUUUUACCCUCUGACUUCCAGGUGUCUGGACCUCAUGUAGGGAAUGGUUUGAAUCCUGUGAGCAGUCCUGCACCAGGUGUCCAUUUAUCACUUUGACUUUUAAAAAAAUAUCUAUUUUAUUUUUUACUUAAGACAACAUGUGUUCCCUUCGUCUAUUUUUGUGAUUAGAUUCUUCAAAAAUAUGGACAAAAUUAAUAACAAAUAAUAUUGAUAGACCCUCUCUUACUUCCAUUCAGUCAGGUUUCCCAUCAUGCCUCAGACCACUUUCACACCUACUAUUCCCAGCCACCCUGAACCUGCUCCUCCUGUAGUUCCCGAUGUGGUGGACACUUUUGAGGACUCUGAGCUGAUAGGAGACGACCUGGACUCUCUUCUUGACAGCUUUCCUAAUGAGACGACUGAGGUGAAAUGUGGGGUGUCACUGGUCCUUGCAGAGUUGUAGAAGUUUAUAAAGCUGAACGGUCUGAUAGUGCAUGUGACAAAAUGCAUGUGCAUUGUUCAAGCUCUUAAAGGAGACCAAUAAUACUUACAGUAGAGCCCGACUGAUAUGGAGUGUUUGGGGCUGAUGCCGAUACUGAUUAUUAGGGGGGAAAAAAUCAGAUUACCGAUUAAUCAGACGAUUUUUUAAAUUUUUUAUGAAGUUAUAAAAAAUAUAUAUAUACUAUAGAUAUCCACAGUAUACCAUAUACUGUAGAUAUACUGUAAAAUAUCUGUGAAAAUCGGCGAGUUUUGGCUGAUUACCAAUUAGUCUCAAAGGGGCUAAAAUUGGCCGAUUUAAUCUGCUCGCCGAUAAAUCGGUCGGGCCUAAUUUACAGAGUACCUCUCCAUGAUUUGCAGCUCAAAAAACGUCCUGUUUGUCUCAGGGUGGUGUCUGUGAAAAACCUUAAUGAAGCUCUAUGAUCUGAAAUGUUUUGAUUGGCUGCUUUCCAUUUAUAUGAUGUUUGACACCACUUGUGGGUGUCGCUUUUCACACAGUUUUGUGUUCAUGAAACAACCCAAAAGUUACUUUGCCUCCCCCUCAACCAAUCUUUGCUAUCUUUGUUUUCAGAAUCACACCCAGGCAGCUUUUGCGGUCCCCAGCAAGACGUCCAUCAGCACGCACACAGCCGCCUCUGUGCUUCCUGCACCAACACCACAGCUGCCCCCGGCCUUCUUCCACUCGCCCGUCAGCCAAAUCAGCUCCUUAGACUCCUUCUCAGGCAUUGUUUUUAGUAAUAGUACUUCCACACUGGAUGAUCUAGAUGACCUCUUGGCCUCUGGUGGUGCAGCUGGUCCAGCAAUCCAAAGUGUAGCUCCUCUUUCUGUAGCGCUGGACUCUCUGGACGGCCUCGACUCUCUGGAUGAAGUCUUAGAUACUGCUCAGAGUUCUGCGGCUGAGAAUGCAUCCGUAGGGGAGCUGAGCCUUGAUGAGCUUGAUGGUUUUGAUCCACCUCAGGCCGCCUGUGAUUUCGAUGGUCUGAGCAUCCAUGUCCCCAAAGUUGACCUGGGAGCUGUAGAGCCGCUGGACUCCCUGGAUGAGUUCCCCUCAGCUGACAGUGCUGUACCAGCUCUGCCAGCAGUCUCUAUCGGAGGGUCAGGCCUCGACUCGCUGUCUGAUUUCGGCUCAGCUGGUAAUGAUGAUUUAUUGGUAACUGAUGGAAUUAUUGGCAAACAGUAUGACGAUACUUUACAGUGCAGUGACAGCUUCCAGAUGCUUAAAUUUGAAAAACUGCUUUGACUGUUCUGCCUCAAAGUAUGCAGAAUUUCAGAAACAAAAAUUGACAAUUUGGGAUUUUUCUGUAGAGUUAAGCUUUAAUAGCGCAGGGUUACUUUGAGAUAUAGAUUAACAGUUAUCAUUUUUUCUAUUCUGUAGUCUCAUACUUGUGAAUUUAUCUUAGUCAGGGGCUGUAUGAUAGCAGCAUGUGCGCCCCACACUACAUUCAAAGAAAAUCUUGCACCUUUCUGCAUAUUUCACCAGAGGUGUGGGUGUGCCUGUCAGUUCCUCUGAGUCUUACUCCCUUGAAACAAUGAGAAAAUAACAGGGGUGUGACAAUAUCUCAUGCCACGGGAUCUUAGGAUACUGAAGCAUGUCAAGAUUUCUCAUUGAGGUGAUAAGCUGUCUCGCAAGAUCAGCACAUAGCACAAGAGGCAUUACUCAGGGAACACAAAUAGAGCUGAUAUAGAAUAUAUUACAUGAUAACACAGGGGUGGUCCUGCACAUUAAACUACGACACAGCUGCCUCGGUCUGAUAUCCACACUUCCUCAGGCUCUUUGUACAGUCAGAUGUUUUUUUUUUUAUUGCUGUUUUCUUAGGACAGCACUUUGUGAAUUUGUCUUUUUCAACUGCAGUUACAGCCUUACACCAGUGAGGUGGCAGUGCAUUGUCCAAAUGAGUCCAACCAAAGAGGCAGAAACAUAAAAGGUUCUCGGUUUGAUUUCACUCACUGAUAGACCGCACAGUUGCACUUGGUGACUCCAAAUUUUAACAUCUCAUAUUCACAUCCACUUGGUCCACCUCUCCUUCACAUUUGACCUCACCUGGCAGUGUUGGAGUGCAGCGUAGUUCAAUUAUUAGUUAAUUUUAUCAAUUCCGAGCACCUUUAUGUCUUUGUUACAGCAUGUCAGCAUGUCAUUUAAAAGCUUCAACAUGUACAAGUGCUAUAGAAGCAUAGAAUGUAUUUUUCACUGCCUUUAUUAUUAUUAUUAUUAUUUCUUUUUUAAUUACUGCACUCCUACUGUCUUUCAGUAAGUGUACUGCUAUUGUUUCCCUCUAAAAUAUUUAAUUUAUUUUUUAUUUUCUGUUCUUCAUUUUUUCCUGUUGCUCCUCAGAAACCUGUGGAUCCUACGCUGCUGCAGCUCCUAAAAUGCGACACCCUAAGAAUGACUAUAAAGUGAGACCAACUGGUUCCUAUCACCUGCUUUUUUCCCCCUCAUGUUUGCUAACAUUUACUGAAACAUUUAUCUGGAUGUUUUGAUACAGGAGAAGAAGAACCAAGCUCUGGAUACACAUAACCCCCUGUCUUCUACCCACGAGUUCCUGCAGGCCUGCUCCUCCUGUUUCCCCCGGAAAGGUAAGUUACAAGUCCGGCCCUGUUGACUUGCAGUAGUGGCAACAGAUGCAAAAAUUUAAUUGCAGGGUGCCAUCUGGAGGCUGGCCCUCGACAAUGCAAAGUACAAACAGCAUGCAAGGCAUUUGUUUACCUAUGCAUCGGCAAAAUGGGCGUGUGAUGCAAGGAUGCAAGGACAGCCACACACAAAACAACAAAAAAUAAUCCAAGGACAAUUGUGACAGUUUAUCUUAAUUUUUUCAUCUGAAGCAGCACAACGCAAAUAAGUCAUAGGUAUAAAACUGUCUUAUAGAUAUUAUCACGAAAUGCAGCCUAAAUAUGACAGAAAAUAUUUAUCUGUCUUUUAAAAAAUUAACCCCUCUCUCUCAUUCUCUUCAGGUAGAGGGAUUUAUACAUUUGUUCACAAGCCUGACAUGGUCCAUACCUGUAAGGGGGACAUCCUGUUGUGUCGAAGGAAAGGAGAUUGUCCUGAGGAGUGGACCAGAGUGCGGCCACGUCCCCCUAUUAGCUUCAACGCGCAGUUUGUACUUUGCAAAGGUACGAAUCCUCACAAAUAUUUAUUUUUGUUUUUGAAGAUCUCCUGUCUUUCAACGUGUUUGGUCAGAAUCUGUCAUAUGUGAUAGCACAGUUAAAGAUGAUGAACAUGUGCAGUUCACUUCCUAGAGCUCCUGAUUAAAACAGGAAUUUUGUCCCAUAGUCCAGCCUAAGUCGUGCAUUUCCUCUGUAUUUGCAGAGCUGCUGAAGUCCGGGGAUGCGGGUAUUUGUAAGUACGGAGAGGACUGCACCUUUGCUUUUAACCAGCUUGAGAUUGAUGUUUGGACAGCCGAGAGGAAGGGGGUGCUGUCCCGGAAGCUUCUGUUUGAAUUACCAACCUGUGACCCUGUGAACAGCAUCAUACACCUGCUCCAGGAGAAUAAAGGCAUCUUCCUAUUCCUCUGUCAGGUCAGUUUACAGAAUUCACACAUGCAUUCAUAUAAUUAAUCCUGUAUUUAUGAGCUUUAACAUUCCUCAAAAUUCUCCAAAGCUGCUGUAUUUGUCACCUGGUUAAAAAAAAAGGUGUAUCAUGGGUUUGUGCAGGACUUUGUAAAAAUAGCUCUAUAAUGCCCCAAAUAUCCCCAUAGCGAUGACUCUUACGUACGUACAUGAAUGUAAGACGGCUCUUAAUCUCUACAUUUUAAUUCUUCAGAUAUAAAACAGUGAUAAAGUAUAUAUCAAAAAAAAAAAGUGUGCUCUUGUGCAUCUUCUGGAUGACUUCAAUCUGGUGCCAAAUUAUCAGUCAUCAUAAAUGUUACAUAAAUGGGCAAAAUUCAUACUAACACUUUCUUUGUUGCUUAAUUUCUUGACUGUCUGGCCUGUUUUUGUCUCUGUAGGAAUGCUUUGACAACAAACCCAGAAUCAUCAGCAAACGCAGCAGUAAAAACUCCACCCUCUGCUCGAACAUAGAUGUUCACCACUGCUUUGAUGCCAAUAAGUAUGCUUAAUUUCUUUGAUUUUAUUUUUUUUACAAAAGAGAGAGAUUGAUAAAAGAUGGACUUUGGCAUUUUAGUGUCACUGUAGCAGUAUCUGAAAUUUGUCCCCCUGCUCGUCAGGUGUUUGUCAUUUGUAGUUAGGACCCACAAUGUGAACUACAGAAAGGUCCGUCCGCUGAGCCUCCUGUGCCGUCUGGAUUUAUGCCGACAAGCCAUCUGGAAUGCCUGCAAGAGAGAAGACUGUCACUUCGCUCACUCCGUCAUAGAGCUUCAAACCUGGAAGGUGCAACGGGACACAGGUCUGUUUUUGUGUCUGUUUUUUUUUUUUUUUUCAAGAUAGUGUCAACGUUGAAUUUAGUUUGAACUAUGUAGGGACCGGGUAAGUUCAAGUGUGUGGUACCAUCUUAGAGGUUCUCCCCUGUAUCUUUUUUGCAGAUCAUUCUUCAAACAGUUUACAUUUUAGUGGUUUUUUUUUUUAACUUAUAUUUGAAAAACUCAGCAUUGUUCAGUUUUGAAACGUUAGUUACAUAAUAACUUAAAAUGAUUGUUAAAAAGAUUAAAAGAUCCACUCCCAUGAAAAUCAUGUUUUUCUUGCUCUGCAGAACAGAAGCCCUUGAAAAUGACACGGGUAACGUGAUUUUUGGUAAAAACUUCAAAACAUAAUCACAGUUUAGAGACAACUGAGAACACUUUAAAUAGUAAAAAAGAAAAAAUUGGCGUGGGACUGGGACUUUAAUGAUUUAAAGGCAGCGGAAAAAAGUGAGUCUUCAUGGAUUUAAAGGAGCUGAGACUUGAGGCAGUUUGAGACUCUCAAAAGUAAAUAAUACAAGAGUUGCAGAAAGGGGGAAACCAAAGACUAAACAAAAAUGCACAGAUUUUUCUUUAUUGUGAAAACAGUCCAGAUGUGAAGUUUUGGACAGUGUUUGUGUUAUGAGAUGCUACUUGGUUAGUUUAUGAAUUUUUGCUUUUCACAGGAAUCAGCCCAGAAGAGAUUGUGAAAGUGUCAACAAAGUAUAAUGAAAAGCAGGAGCAAAACCUGAGCAAACUGAAAGGAAAAAGAGUGAGGAAAACUUUCAAUUUAUUUCUUUUUUCUGAUGUUUCUCCUGCAUACCGCUCACUCUAUCAGUGUUUUGUUGAUUGAUAAUGCACCCAAGAGCUCUCCUUCUCUGUCAUAGUUGACUUUGGUCGACCAAGAGGAAAAAAUGGCUUAAAAAUAUUGUUUCUCUCGUCUUAAUAAUUUCAUUUAAAACAGGUGUCUUCUGGAAAUGAUGAGAACAAACCAAGAGGAGGAGGAGCAGGAGCGUUGAAGGGUCCAGGUUUGAAGAUGAAGUUUGUCUGUGUUCAGUGCUUGCAAGGCAGCAACCACAUCAGCGAACCAGCCAAAGACUUAAAGUACUGCUCUAGCAAGGCCAAACACCCGUGAGUGAAGAUAAAUCAUUCACAAAACUCCUACACAGUCUGAAAAACACUCAUUCAGGCUACCAGGAGACAUUUAAAAGAGUGUUGUUUUAACCAAAAGGAGCCACUCUGAAAAAAUCAACAAUGAAUGGUUAAAUGUUGUCUUUGUAUAAACGGGGAAAACAAAUUCAGUUUGGGUUGUGUUUUCAUCCUCUGUCCUCCUCUUUAUGUUUCCUCAUACUCAGAUGGAUUAAAGAGAGAGCUGUUAUGCUGGCCAAGUCCGAAGCGAGAAAUAAAUGGGUCCAGGUCCGACCGCUGCCUCAUGACAAGAACUUCCCUCAAUUCUAUGAAGUAAGUUGUGCUGUCAUUAAAGAAUGUUUCUCCAUUUGUUUUGCCUCCUGUUGAUCUCAGCCUUUUAACAUUUGUUAAAGCACACUGUGUUGUGUGUAUAACAGUUUUUUUUUUUUUACCUGCCAGAUAUGCAUCCAGAUUUUGAAGGCAGGGAAAUGUAACUACCCCGGGAAAUGCACCUUUGCUCACAGCCAAGAGGAGAAGGAGAUGUGGAUGUAUAUGAAGGACAUUAACAGUGAGUGUUAAAAAAACUUACUUUUACAGGAGUAUUCUACUGAAACGGCAUCAUUUACCCUUUUUCCUCAGUCUCACUGGGCAGUCUGAAAUAAGAGUGGUGAAAUUAGAUGCAGCAGAUCCAGAUCCUUAAAAACCUUUACAACUGACUGGAGCCGUUCGAUGCAAUUUCUUUGUUUCUUCACACCUUCCUCUAGAGCAUCAAGGGGCUUUACGUGAUUUCUAUUCACACCUGCAUAAACCUCAGUGUUUGUAAUCUGUUUAUUUCCCCUUUAAACCUCUCGUCGAUUUAGUUUUAUGUAGUUUGGAUAAAAGAUUGACCAAAGUUGAGUAUAAACCUAAGUGACAAAACAAAGCCGCCUCACAAAGAUAAUACUGACAGCUUGUUAUUGAUGUUAAAGGAGAGCUAUUACACUCAUUUUCCACUAUCAUUAUGUCAAUCUGGGAUGCCGUCAGAGUAGCUUUGCAGUUAAAAAAACCUCUUUAUUUAUCUUGUACCUAUCUAUCUAAUGCAACCUCAUUGCUACUUUUCUAAUGAUGUAGCGUUAAUAGACACGGCUUGUCGUUGCUACUUUUUCCACAGCUUUGUAGUUCUGAAAAGACCCUAAAAAUUGAUACUGAUGUCAAAAUUAGACAUAAAUCUCUAUCCACAGUAUUACUGAAAUACCACUGCUCAAAAAAAGCAAAGCAUGAUCGGUUGAUUUUAACUCAAGGUUUUUUAUUCUACUUUAGGGCCCAUGGAGCAGAUGUAUGACAUCUGGUAUUCUUCCCUGAAAGCCCCAAAGCAUCAAGUAGAAGGAGGCAUGCUUACCCAGGCCGGCCUGGAGGAGAAAAACAUUGCCAUGCCAACUGACUACGCUGAGCCAAUGGUGGGUUUACUCCACUUGUAAUUAGCUUCAUAUCUUACACAUUUUGUGUUCAGAUACCAGAAAAAGGUCGUGAAUCCUUUAUUGAUAUUUUAGGAUGGCUUCCACUGCCGUCUGUGUGGUAAACACUGUAACAGCGAGCGUCAGUGGCAGCAGCACAUCUCCACUGAGAAGCACAAAGACCGAGUGUUCAGCUGCGAGGGGGAGGACGAGGCGCUGACGUGGAGUUACCGUUUCCCUGGCAAAGGUUUUGAACUCUGCCCCAAGUAAGAUCUUUAACAAUGUCAGAUUUAAAUAUUCCAGUUUAAUGAUAUUAGUAUUAAGUUUAAUCUAGUUUUUCUGAAUGUUGGUUUAAUUAGAAACUGCUGGGAGAACUGGCAUGCAAGCUAGGCUACGGUUUUCUGUCGAUUUUUCUGAGUCUGCCACAUUUAAUUUAUCUUGAGAGACUGACCCAAGUAUCUGUGCAUCUGUAUGUGUGCAUGUGAAGUGCAUGCUGUCUUUCGGUAUUUGUAGGCAUGUAUGUGUACAACAUGUACUGUAUUUAAACUGUAAAUUUAGUUUUUUCUUUUCAUGUUUUGAUAUUUGUCUGUGCUGUAAUUGUAAAGCACAUUAUGAUGCUUUGUUUCUGGUAUCUGCAUAUAAAUAGAGUUAACUUGUCUCAACUUGUCCGAUAUGUUAUUGUCUCACAGGAUGCAUGGCAGCUGUCCCGACGGUGUGAGCUGUGACUAUGCCCACAGCCCGGAGGAGCUGCAGGAGUGGACUAAGAGACGAGAUUUCCUGCGACAGAAGUUAGCUAAAGCCAGAGAAGACAUGCUCGUCAUGCCCGAUGAGUUUGACUUUGGGAAAUACAACUUUUUACUUCAGGACUGA
Messenger RNA from Xyrichtys novacula (pearly razorfish), 15782 nucleotides. The record is from the annotation of a GenBank genome assembly. NCBI's taxonomy places the organism in Eukaryota, Metazoa, Chordata, Actinopteri, Labriformes, Labridae.